Molecule: messenger RNA, 14127 nt
Organism: Anolis sagrei ordinatus
Lineage: Eukaryota; Metazoa; Chordata; Lepidosauria; Squamata; Anolidae
Source: RefSeq, a predicted model, not a curated record
CCUCCAGUAUCCUAAACCAGUUCCCAAGCCCUCGGGACCAGUCCAGCGGGCCGGCCGGGAGGGAGAGAGAGAGAGGGAGGGAGGGAGAGAGAAGGGAAGAGCGGAGGGAAGGCAGCCCCUUCACCUCUCUCCCCAAAAGAAGCACAGCCUCUCCAAGCGCGCCCGGCUGCACUAUGCGGGCGCCUCGGACUCUCCUCCUCGGCUUCCCUCGGCUCCUCCCGAUCCAGUUGUCGCCGCUGCCGAACCCGGGACGAGCCCAGCUGGAGGAGAGGGAUCCUCACGUUGAAUAAAGGGAAAGUGAACUUGCGGGGAGAGGAAGAGGAGGAGGAGGAGGAGGGGAAGGGGAAGGUGUGGGAGGAGGAAGGAGGAGGAGGAGGAGGAGGAGGAGGAGGAGGGGGCCAAGCCGGGAAGGAACAGCUCUCUCCCUCCCUGUCUCUGAAGUUUGGGCUCCAGCUGCCCUCCCCUGUCCCCUCCCCACGAAGGCGAAGGAAGGGGAGACGAGAAACCACUUCUUCUCCUUCUUUUGGUGGUUGCAACCACCAUGCAGCUGGUCUUCUGGGCGGUGGGAUUCAGCACGCUUUUCCUGCAGGAUUUCUUGGAAGGAGCCGGCAGGAAGCAGCAAGGACAAGCUCAACUGCUGGAGACUCUGAGCGAGUACGAGAUCGUGACGCCCACCAGGGUGAACGAGUUUGGAGAACCCUUCCCUACCACAGUCCACUUUCAAAGGAAGAAGCGGAGCCUUCGCUGGGACACUGAGAGCCCGGAUGCUUCUUCCUCCUCCUCCUCCUUCUCCUCCUCCUCUUCUAGUACCACCCAAGCACACUACGAGCUCACAGCCUUUGGGCAGCACUUCUUUUUCAACCUUACAGCCCAUUCAGGAUUUAUCGCCCCUCUUUUCACUGUCAACUUCCUUGGAGAACCUGAGGUUAACCAAACUGACUUUUACACUACGGAGCAAAGCAACAUUAAGCACUGUUUUUAUAAAGGACAUGUCAACACGGAUCCCCAACACAUGGCAGUCAUCAGCCUCUGUUCUGGGAUGCUAGGCACAUUCAGAUCUCAUGCUGGAGAGUAUUUUGUCGAGCCCCUCAUAACACCAGGCCAGCAAGAGUAUGAAGAGGAGCACAAAAAGCCACAUGUUGUCUACCGACGCAGCUUACCCCCAACAUUUCGGCCAGAAAACAAGCAGACUUGUGACACUUCAGGACAUGCAAAAAAUCACAGGAAGUUUAAGAGGAGAAGCAAAACAGGACAGUGGCCUCCUAAUACCAUGUUGUCUGAUAUACAGUCAUUGAAACACAGCUUAGUUUCAGAACAGUUUCCUGCAACCAAUAAAAACAAGACAAGCAGUAUCAGAGGAAAGAACACACGGCGAAGAACCAAACGCUUUCUCUCCUAUCCUCGAUAUGUGGAAGUAAUGGUAGUGGCAGAUAGCCGAAUGGUUGCUUACCAUGGAGCCAACCUCGAGCACUACAUUUUGACAUUAAUGUCCAUAGUAGCAUCUAUAUAUAAAGAUCCAAGCAUUGGCAAUUUAAUUAAUAUUGUUGUUGUGAAGUUAGCUGUCAUUCCUAAUGAACAGGAUGGUCCUUCCAUAUCUUACAAUGCUCAGACGACACUAAAAAACUUUUGCCAAUGGCAGCAAACUCAAAACCAUCCAAAUGAAGACAAUCCAGAGAAACAUGACACGGCUGUAUUAGUGACAAGACAGGAUAUUUGCAGAGCUCACGACAAAUGUGAUACUUUAGGUCUGGCUGAGUUGGGCACAGUCUGUGAUCCAUACCGGAGCUGUUCAAUUAGUGAAGACAGUGGACUAAGUACUGCUUUUACGAUUGCACAUGAACUUGGCCAUGUAUUUAAUAUGCCGCAUGAUGACAACAAUAAGUGCAAAGAAGAUGGAGGUAAAAACCAGCAACAUGUUAUGGCUCCCACCCUGAACUACAACACCAAUCCCUGGAUGUGGUCAAAAUGUAGCCGGAAAUACAUCACAGAGUUUCUAGAUACUGGUUAUGGGGAGUGUUUGCUUGACGAACCUUCACCCAGGAGGUAUCCUUUACCCCAACAGCUUCCAGGACACAUAUAUGAUGUCAAUAAGCAGUGUGAGUUAAUAUUUGGCCCCGGAGCUAAGGUUUGCCCUUAUAUGCAGAAGCAGUGCAGAAGACUUUGGUGCAUCAAUGCAGAUGGAGCUCAUAAAGGAUGUCGCACUCAACACACGCCAUGGGCUGAUGGAACCGAAUGUGGCCAAGGGAAGCACUGCAAGUUUGGCCACUGUGUUCCCAGAGAGAGGGAAGUACCUGUGAUAGAUGGAACAUGGGGUGCAUGGAGUCCCUUUGGAGCUUGCUCACGAACGUGUGGUGGGGGCAUUAAAAAUGCUGUCCGAGAAUGCAACAGACCAGAACCCAAAAAUGGUGGAAAAUAUUGUGUGGGACGAAGAAUGAAAUUUAAAUCCUGCAACAUAGAACCAUGUUCUAAGCAAAAGAAAGAUUUCCGCGAUGAACAGUGUGCAGUCUUUGAUGGGAAGCAUUUCAACAUUAACGGUCUACCUCCUAAUGUGCGCUGGGUUCCUAAAUAUAGUGGAAUUUUAAUGAAAGAUAGGUGCAAGCUCUUCUGCAGAGUGGCAGGAAAUACAGCCUAUUAUCAGCUCAGGGACAGGGUUAUUGAUGGCACCCCUUGUGGCCCAGACACAAAUGACAUCUGUGUACAAGGACUUUGUCGGCAAGCCGGAUGUGAUCAUGUGCUUGGUUCCAAAGCCAGAAGAGAUAAAUGUGGUGUGUGUGGCGGUGACAAUUCUUCAUGCAAAACUGUUGCAGGGACAUUCAAUACAGUGCACUAUGGUUAUAACACUGUGAUACGCAUACCAGCUGGUGCUACAAAUAUUGACGUACGGCAACAUAGUUACUCAGGGAAACCAGAAGAUGAUAAUUAUCUUGCAUUGUCAAGUAAUGAUGGCUUCAUAUUAAAUGGAGACUAUGUUGUCAGCAUGUUUAAGAAGGAAAUCAGAGUUGGAAAUGCUGUGAUAGAAUACAGUGGCUCAGACACACCAAUUGAACGAAUCAAUUCUACAUACCGUAUUGAUCAAGAAAUAGUUCUUCAGGUUUUAUCAGUGGGUAAUUUAUAUAACCCUGAUGUUCGAUACACAUUCAACAUCCCAAUCGAAGAUAAACCUCAACAGUUUUAUUGGAAUAUCUAUGGCCCUUGGCAAGCCUGUAGUAAACUAUGCCAAGGAGAACGAAAAAGGAAACCUAUUUGCACCCGAGAAUCUGACCAGCUCAUGGUGUCUGACCAAAGAUGUGACCGAAUUCCCCAGCCUGAUCCAGUGACUGAGUUGUGUAAUACAAACUGUGAAUUAAGGUGGCACGUUGUCAGAAAGAGUGAAUGUACAGCGCAGUGUGGAUUGGGUUACCAAACCCUGGAGAUUUCCUGCACAAAAUACAGCAAGUUGGAUGGGAAAAUUGAGAAAUACGAUGAUCGAUAUUGCAGUGGCAUUCCCAAACCAAGCUCUAGGGAAAAAUGUUCAACAGAAUGUAGCACAGGAGGAUGGCGCUAUUCUGCCUGGACGGAAUGCUCUAAAAGCUGUGGCGGUGGCACAAGAAGACGCCGAGCUGUCUGCAUGAAUACCUUCAAUGACGUCCUGGAAGACAGUAAGUGCAGUCAACAGGAGAAAGUGACUGCACAGCGAUGCAACGAACUCUCAUGCCCACAGUGGAAAACAGGCGAUUGGUCAGAAUGCUUGGUAACCUGUGGGAAAGGGCACAAGCACCGGCAGAUCUGGUGUCAGUUUGGAGGAGAUCGGAUAAAUGACAGACUUUGCAAUUCUGAGACUAAGCCAGAUUCCAUGCAAGCUUGCCAGCAGCAGGAAUGUGCAGCAUGGCAAGUGGGACCCUGGGGCCAGUGUACUGCAACGUGUGGGCAAGGCUAUCAGAUGAGGGCAGUGAAGUGUGUGGUUGGUGCCUAUGUGUCUGUGGUAGAUGACAAUGAAUGCAAUGCUGCCACCAAACCGACAGAUACGCAGGAUUGUGAGAUAGCGCCGUGCCGUCUUCACCCAAGUAGCCCAGAAACAAAGCAAAGCAGCCACCGAACCCAGUGGAGAUUUGGAUCCUGGACUCCCUGCUCAACUACAUGUGGGAAAGGCACCCGGAUGAGAUAUGUCAGCUGUCGAGAUGAUCAGGGCUCUGUAGCUGAUGAGGCCGCCUGCUUUCAACUUCCAAAGCCAUCGGCAACAGAAGCAUGCACAGUAACACCAUGCGGACAGUGGAAAGCUGCAGAAUGGACCUCAUGCUCUGUGACUUGUGGGCAAGGUAAAGUGACCCGGCAAGUGGUCUGCGUAGAUUACAGUGACCAGAUUGUUAAUAGGAGUGAAUGUGAUAUGGAGGAUAUUCCAGCAACAGAGCAAGAGUGUUCUAUGCCAUCAUGCCAACAAAUCAAUCCUGAUUACAACAGGCCAAUCCAUCCCUUCCCUUACCCUGACUAUCGUCAAAAUAAUAACCAAGGAGGAAACUUGAACCGAAACCAAGGUCGUGGACAUGUACACGGAGGCAACCAGUGGAGAACUGGCCCAUGGGGAGCGUGUUCGAGUACAUGUGCUGGAGGAUUCCAGCGGCGGGUUGUCGUAUGCCAGGAUGAAAAUGGAUACACUGCCAGUAACUGUGAUGUGAGGACAAAACCAGAUGAGCAAAGAUCAUGUGAAUCAGGACCCUGCCCUCAGUGGGCCUAUGGCAGCUGGGGUGAGUGUACAAAACCAUGCGGCGGAGGAACCAGAACAAGACUGGUUGUGUGCCAGCAUCCCAAUGGAGAGAGAUUUACAGAUUUGAGCUGUGAAAUCCUUGACAAGCCACCAGACCGUGAGCAGUGCAAUAUGCAGGACUGCUCUCAAGAUGCUACCUGGAAUUCUGGCCCUUGGAGCUCGUGUUCUGUCUCUUGUGGACGAGGGCAGAAGUACCGAGAUGUUUAUUGCAUGUCCAAGGAUGGGAAACAUUUAGAAAACAAUCUUUGUAAACAACUGGCUAAACCGAAUGUGCAAAGAAAGUGUAGAGGUGGCAGGUGCCCAAAAUGGAAGACAGGAGGCUGGGGACAGUGUUCAGUGUCCUGUGGAAGAGGAGUUCAGCAGAGAAGCGUCUUCUGCCACAUUGGUACUCACAAAACAACUAGAGAAACAGAAUGCAAUCAGUCAAGCAGACCAGCAUCUGAACAGGAAUGUCAAAUGGCUGAGUGUACUACCUACAGUUGGGAAACAGAGGAUUGGCAAGAUUGUAGCAAAACCUGUGGUGAAGGGUCCAGAUACCGUAAAGUGUUCUGUGUGGAUCAAAAUACACAAGAAGUAGACAGUCUUCAUUGUGAUCCAAGCAAAAGGCCAACUGAAAUUGAAGCCUGCAAUUUACCACCUUGUGAAUACAUUUGGAUUACUGGAGAUUGGUCAGAGUGCUCUGUGACAUGCGGCAAAGGCUACAAGCAGAGGCUGGUUUCCUGCAGUGAAAUUUAUACAGGGAAGGAUCAUUAUGAAUAUGGUUAUCAGAACACCGUCAACUGUCCAGGCACACAACCACCCAAUGUGCAAUCAUGCUAUCUAGGCGAGUGCCCAGUUUUGGCAUCGUGGAGAGUUGGAAAUUGGGGAAGUUGUUCCGUGAGUUGUGGAAUUGGGGUAAUGCACCGGUCAGUUCAGUGCCUUACAAACAAUGACCAACCAAGCACUUUGUGCCUUGAAGAUCUGAAACCUGGAGAAAGGAGGAGAUGCCACAAUAUUCAUGACUGUGAAUUGCCAACAAGUUGCAAAGAAGUAAAACAGCUCAAAACAAUAAGUGAGGAUGGAGAAUAUUACCUUAAAGUUAAAGGAAGGCUCUUAAAGAUAUAUUGUGCUGGUAUGGAAUCUGACAGACCAAAAGAGUAUGUGACUCUGGUGAAGGGCGAAGCAGAGAAUUUCUCAGAAGUCUACAGCUACAGAUUACAUAACCCAACCGAGUGUCCAUACAAUGGAAGUAGAAGAGAAGAUUGCCAAUGUAGGAAAGAUUACACCGCAGCUGGCUUUACCACCUUCAGCAAAGUCAGGCUGGACCUGAAUGCUAUGCAAAUAAUAACAACUGAUUUACAGUUUGCACAGACACUUGAUGGACGACCUGUUCCUUUUGCCACUGCUGGGGAUUGCUACAGUGCAGCCAAGUGCCCACAGGGUCGCUUUAGCAUCAACCUCUCUGGAACUGAUCUAGCAGUACCACAAGCAUCAAAAUGGCUUUCCCAAGGGAACUACGCUGUUUCCGAAAUUAUAAAAUCACCAGAUGGUACCAAAGUUAUAGGGAAAUGUGGUGGUUACUGUGGAAAAUGUACUCCAUCAUCUGGAACUGGCCUCGAUGUCCAAGUGUUUUAGCAAUAGUAAGUUCUGAUUUUUGGAUUUUGCUGCCAUACAAGCAUUUAAAAGUCCUGAUACCCCUGAUACUAAGGAAUAUAUUUAUUUUUACUAAAUAAAUAAGUAAUCAAUCAAUUAGUCAGUAAGUACUACUCAUUUAAGUAAAACGUAAUUCUAGGUAAGCAGACUUUGGAUUACAAGAACACAGCCUGAGGCUGGAUCUACACUGCCAUAUAAUGGAGUUUCAGACUGCAGAUGAACAAUUAUAUGUCAGUAUAGAUUCAUAUAAUCCAGUUCAAUACAGUUAUGUGGCAGUGUAGCUCCAGACUGAGAUUUUGGUGCACUGCACUAACAAACUGGUGCAGUUGAGUCUAAUAAGCUCAGUUCUAGCAUAAGGACACACACUCUCCCUCAACCAGUCUUUCCAUGUCAUUAGAUCUUUUGGGGAGGAUUUUUUCAAAGUAUCUAUCACAUAUGUUGGUCACCAUCAUGUCAAUAGCAUAUGCAAGUAUAAGUUCCACUUACAUUUGCAUAUGGAUUCCUUUGGCUAUUGUGGAGGUUGCUACCUUCUUCCGCUCUCUAUCAUUUCCAAAAUGCCCACUGGAUAUGCCUUUUCACUUCAGUAAUCCCCUACUCCACUCUAUGGCUGUUCCUUUGCUGAUGGAGAGUGGCCAGGAUCUGUGAAGUCCUUGCUUAUAUUCUUAUAGUCAAACACUCAUCGUCCUCCAGAGCAGCUCUUAGUCCUUGAUCUGUGACUAGCAGUGGAGACAUCUUGAAGGUUUCUCCAACCCCCACAUCCCCUCUCUCCAUCAGCAAUGGAAUAGUUAUGGGAGAGUCCGUCACAACACUGCUGAAUCCUGGGCUUGGCGAUAGGACAACCAUAGCAGAGUUCCACAUACACAAUGUUUACGCUAUACACAGCCAUGUAAAAUCUCAAGGCCCUUCCACACAGCCAUAUAACCUAGAAUAUCAAGGCAGAAAAUCCCACAAUAUGUGCUUUGAACUGGGUUAUUUGAGUCCACACUGCCAUAUAUUCUAGUUCAAAGCAGUUAAUGUGGGAUUUUUUUCAGCUCUGUGGAAGGGGCCUCAGUCAUUUUGUGUUUUUCAAAAGGGGAAAUUUGUUUUUAUUAUUCCCUAUUUGUGGAACUCUCACUCCAUAAAGGAAUGACUAUCAACCACUUUGCUGUCUUUUUAGUUCGAAGUUAAAACACAUUUUCUCUCUUGGCCUCAGCAUGUUAAUCCUUUUUUCUGUUUUAUUGUGUCUUGUUUUCAUUGGGCUUAGGAUAAUAUGACCAUUGCUCUGAUAUAUUUCAGUGAGGGCAGUUUUACUGUCUUUUAGUAAAUUACAAAAAUAGUGCCAGUAGUAGCAGUGGUAGUAGUAUCACUUUUGCAUAAAUGGAUAAAAUAUAUAAAUUAUAACAGUGGUCAUGACUGUGAUGAAAUAGCUACAGAUGUAGUGACACCACUGAGCACCCUUCACAUCAGUCUUUGGGCUACUUCAUGGACACAACACAAAGGCCCCUUGCCAAUUGGAAGGGUGUAUGCUAUGUCAGAUGGCAACAAUCCCAUAAUUUUGGUUGCUCCAGAACCUGACAUCCAGAUUAUGGGAAAGUAAAUAAUUCCUUGAGCGUGUGUGGCCAUACAAGCAGAAUUCCUGUAGAAGCAUACAAAGCCAACAGGAAAUGCCGUAGAUGUAAUUUUCAUGAUACAAGGAUUUAGUGUUGAGGAUAUUAUUAUUCCAGGAGAAAGUAUAAAAAUAUAUUUGACCCAGAUUGAGCUGUAUAAAGAAAGAAAAGUGCUCUUUUGUGUCCUGUGCUCAUUCAGAUGGCUUCCCUCAUGAAGGGACAAACUGUUCUUUUUUAGUCCACCAAUGCUACUGAAAGUUGAAAUGAAAAGUCUGCAUCAUGUUUUCAAUUCCCAGGAGUUUUGAAUGCUGGGAGCUGAAGCAAGACGGAUGAAGGAUAAUGAAGCAAUACCUCUUGCCUUCCACUUUUGUACUUUUUCCUCUUUGUGUGCAUCUGAAUGUGUGUAUGGCUGCAUGCAUGUCUAUGCUUGUUUGCAUAUGUAUGUGUGUGUGUGCGUGCGUAUGUAUGGGAGUGUGUGGUGUAUAUUCUUUAUGUUGUAAAGUAUAAUAUUUAUGUCUGGAAUUAUUUAUUUUUGAUUUAAUAUUUUUGUACGUAAAAUGUUUAUAUUAAGGCUGCUUACCCUGUGUUUUUUUUAAUUUUAAUUUUUAAAUCUUGCAGUCAUACCACUGCAUUUUACGUACUCUACAUUAUAUGUAGCAUUAUGACAAAAGUGAUACUUUUAUUGUCACUAUACUCAAUUGUUUACCUUCAAUCAGUCAUUUUUCAUCAUUGUUACAGGCUGCACUGAUCUUUGUAAGGUGCUAAAUGGUUUGUGUUAGGUAUUUUUGGCAUUUUAGAACUUCUUUCUUAGGAGAAAGAGAAAAUUAUGAUAUUUUUUAAAAAUGUGUAAGUCCAUUGGUGUUAUGCAGGGACUCAGUGAAAACACACCAGGAUACCAUGGCUUUAUCAAUAGCCUUGGAUAUUUUUGUAAUGGCAUACAACCUCUUCUGGCCAGUACCUUAAUAGCCACUGGCCUGGUGCUAACAUGAUAAUAUUUAUUAAUAUCCUUUAGGAUUUAUAGACUAAAUCCUGUAGCACACCAUAUAGUAAUGGAAGAUAAAUAAGUAAUUUGGGGUCAAUUGAGGUCACAUCCAAACAUUGGCCAAGAUUCUGCACUGAGCGACAGGGCAUAAAGUUUAGUUCAGACAGAAAAUGCCCUGUCACCCUUCUCGCCUUCCUCAGGACUCAUCUUCCUGCUGCAGGACUCAUGUCAUUUUCUGCGAACUCCUCCAAAGUCUACAUAUUUCUUGUAUGACUGUCCUUUGGAGAAUAUAGGCAAAUAACUAGUCCCUCCACCACUGCCCAGUGCCCGUCUCUCUCCGCUGGCCACUAUUCAGUCAUAGUGCAGUUCCCUUGGAAAAAGUCUGUUUUGAGGGGGUAGAGGCCAUUGUAUGGAAGAGGUUUUAAGUUCUUCAUUCUGUAAUGACUAAAAGAAAAAGACAUACAAUACUAGAGUAUGUUACUAUUAGGAUGCCAGUCUUUGAAAAUAAGAGUGAUUUUUAAACAGAGUUCAAGGGAACCUUCGUGUUCUUCAGAAGUUCACAGAAAGUUCUUUCCUGGUUUUAUUUAUUUAUGCUUAGGAAAUGAAUGUAUUUCCUAGGAAUUAUACUGAUUUCUUACCACUCUUUCAUUUCAUGCAUAUUUGCAGCCAUGUGGGGGGUAGCUGUCUCACCUGUUGCAAGAAAAAUAAGGAAUUUAAUGGCACUUUAGGGACGAACUAGUUUUACUCAGCGUAAGCUUUCAUGGAUGCAAAGAUCAUACUUUUUGAGUUCUCCUUCACUACCCAGCAUGAGGCAGGAGUCACAUGAUUUCUACUGUUCUUUCUGAAGACUCCAGGCCCCCUUGUGUCAUGUUUUUCUUUGCAACCUUUGAAUCAGAACUAGAAAGACUAACACCUCAAAGAAGAAAGAGUACCAAGCAAAAUAAAAUUCUCACGAAUGCAUUAAUUUAUUGUACAGAUAAUUAGAAAAAUAAACCAAUAUCCCACAAUCAGUUAUUGAAUUGUGUAUGACUGAUUCCCAACACAUAUUCUGUGGUCAGGGCAGAGGAGAAAACCAUUUUGUUUGGGAUUUAUCAAAUUUCAAUAUCCACAAUUAUUUUUGGGAUGACUGUCAACUACAGCAAAACUGUUGCCUGCAGUACCAGAUUUGCAAAAUCUUAACAAAUAUGAAUAAACUUCUCCAUACUUCUGUUACGGUUUCUUAUAGUGAUGUAUUAAUUCAAAAUGCCACAGUAACAGCAAAUGAACUGAAUGUGCAAAGACUUUACCUCACCACUGCAAAUUUUAAAACACAUACAUUGGAGACAUACAGAUCUUCAUCCAUCUUGCCAAAAUAGACCUCAAUGGACAGGUGUUUACUGAUGAAGGACUUUGUGUCAUGUCAUGUCACAUUGCUACUGCUGUUAACUGCCACCACCUUUACUUUGAAUUAUAUCAACUCUAAGAAUGAGAAAUGUCUAUGUUUCUCUAUCACCAGCAUCCCUGCUCAGCUCUUGCAGGCGCAAGGGAUCCCUGCUCCCUUGAUUUAGUCUAUUCAUUUGGAAUUCAGUCUUCCUCUUUUUCUCCUGCAUUCUCUCUUACCAAGCAUUGUUGCCUUUUCUAGUGAGUCAUACCUUCUCUGAUGUGUCCCAAGUAUGUCUCUGUUUAGUCAUCUUGGCCUCUAGAGAGAGUUCAGGCUUGAUUUGAUCUAGGGCCCAGUGAGGUGUCCUUUUAGCACUCAACAGUAUCUUUUUGCAGCACCACAUUUCAAAUGAUUUCAUUUUUUCCUGUCAGUAAUCUUCCUUGUCCAAGUUUUGAAACCAUAUGUUGAAAUUGGAAAUGUGGUGAGCCAUCUAAACUUUAGUACUCAAUGAUACAUCUUAAUACUUGAGAAUCUUGUCUAGUUCCUUCAUAAGCUGCUUGUCGAAGUGCAAGGUAUCACAGAAUCAUAGAAUCAUUGAAUUGGAAGAGACCUCAUGGACCAUCCAGUCCAACCCCCUGCCAAGAAGCAGGAAAGAUACAUUCCGAUGUCUUGACUAUACUCUCCAUUAUGAUUAAUGACUGAACCAAGGUAUAGAAAAUCUUGAACUAUUUUAGUUUCUUCAUCGUCUACCUUAUCUUCCUGUAAAUCAUUUCUGGUCGUUAUUUUUAUUUUCUUAAGGUUCAGCUGUAAAUCUGCCUUUGCAUUUUCUUCCUUGACUUGCUUCAGUAAUCAUUCCAAGUCUUCCCUUUCCUGGCACCUUUAGUCCUCUCAUCUGAAGUAUGGCAGUAUUCCAUUUGUUUCACUAUAUCUAGCUUCCCCUGAGUCAUGCUUUUCACAUUUUGUGUUUCUAUAAUAUGUAUUGUUCAGUUACAGACUUUUCUUUCACCAUCAAUUGCCUAAGUUGACAUCAAUUGUCUUAAGUUAAACUAUACUUUACAAUCAAUAUGGUGCUAUCAGAAUUGUUAACUCUUUUCUCACUGUCCUUAACACUGGCAUAGGAAGAAGUAGGUCUAAUAGACUCUGAAGUCAUUGCAAGAUCAGGGCACCAUGUUCCUCAACUCAUGCAUCCGGUUUUGUGAUAAUGAGGCAGUUUGUGAUUUUCUCUGGAUGUCUAGAUCCAUCUGAAAAAAAAAAGUAUUUGGAUCUCUUUAAAACUCUGGUGUGUAAACUGUUGUCCUUGAUGUCUGUGAAGGAAAGCUUAUGCCAAUUAAAACUUGUUCAUCUUUAGAGUUUGCUAGUCUUUAAGGUUCCACAAGCCUCUUGGCUGUUUCUGAUUUAAAACAGAACUGCAAAAUAAUGACUUCACAAAAGAAGUUCUAAAACAAAUGUUAGAGAAAAAUGCACACUUUUCUAUAUGUGUGCACAGAAAGUAAUAGAAGAAUCCCUAGAUACAAUGAUUCUUUCCAAAGUGUCUUGUAUGUUUGUAUGUUUUUUACAUACAGAAAUACACAUACAUGGAUUUACUGUAUCCAAUUUUGAUCUCAUAUUUUGUAUAUUUUUCCUACAUCAAAUUAGAGAUUAGAUCCUUGGGGAUGGAAAAUUGCCAUCCCUCUAUAUAGCUGGGGGUGGUUGGAAUGGUAAAAGAUAGACAUUUUCCAUUUGCUGGAUUUAAAUCACAGAGAAUUUCAUUUCCAGUCUAAACACAACCAUCUGUUCAACAGGUUGUACCUAGGGAUGAGCAUAGUUGCUGGAUUUUGCUCCAGAAAUAAUUCAGAAGAGCCAGAAGUUAAUCUUGAUUACUAGAAGUUCAGUUAUGCUGAGACUCUGUUUUAUUGCCAAAUAUGCAAGAGCCAGAUGCUUCAUUCGCAUUGUAAGUUGUGGCUGGGCCUAUCUGGAGACCUCAUGCACCAACAUGGUUGGAAUUAAAUUAAAUCACUCAUGGGACUCAUGAGAACAAUACCCUGGUAUGUGUGAAUCCAUGUAAAUAGAAUAAAAUGGGCAACUUGUGUUGGGUUUCUUUCCAGUAUAAACUCAGUUAUCUGCAAGACAAAUGUUUUACCUUGGUUGGAUCAAGGCCAGUGUAUGACCUUCUGUAGACAAGUUUCACUAGACACACGUAUGCACACACACACAUAGAACCUCAACAUUCUGUAAAUGUAAAAGAUACAUUUUAAAAAGACACGCUUGGUUUUACAUUACAUUAUAAUAUUGACCACUAUGUACCCUGAUUCAUUGUGUAAUGGUUCUGUACUGCUGUCAUUCAGCAGUGACAUGCAUAUUUUGUAUUCAUAAAGCACUAGUAGACCUUCUAGAUUAGAGCAUAUCUGAAAUAAGCAAACUUCUGCCAGUCAGAGUAGGCAGUAUUGGGCCAGCUGGGAUACUGAUCUUUAAGAUCUCUUCACAUAGGGCUAAAUUCAGCAGCAUAUGCCCAUUUGGCCUUGGUCACCCACUGAGCUAGGCGGCUCCUGUCAGAUGAUGCCGGCGCAGCUCUGUGAGUGAAGGAGGAUGGAGACGGCAUGUGCUGCCGUGGCAACAUGGGAAACUUCCCAUAUUGCCAUUAGACUCAAUGUGGGGAAGCCAUGUUCUCCACAUGCACUCCACACUUCCCCCCAGCUGGAAGCGAGCGAUGUAGGCGAGGGUACCAGAUUUCCCACACUCAACAACAAAGCAGAGUGACACUGGCAGCCAUUUGACAAGGAUGCAUAGUUGAAGUCUGGGCAAAGAUCUCAAGGUGUAUAAGAUCUUUGUAGACUGUAUGACAUGUUCUUGCCCAGUAGAAAAAAAUCAUGCUUUGAUUGUUUGAAGUAUAAUUUCUCCACUGAAAUGGAUCUCACCAUGAUCCUUCCAUGGUUGUUGGCAGCCUAAGUAGACCUAUACAAUAUAAGCAGCUUCCUAUGUUCAUUGACAUUAUCUAAAAUCUCAUCAUCUAAAAGUUCUUGCUUUCUGCCACCCAGAUGAAUUAGACUGUAUUUCAUUUGGCUCUACACGUAUUAUUCUCUACAUAAAUUAUCUUAGCAUAUAUCUCAAAAGAACUAAAUAUCUAGAUAUCUGUGGAAGACUAAAUGUUCAUAUGAAGGUUGUGUCCAUUCUUUACAAAAUGCCAAAAAUACCAUUUCAAGAUACAUUCUGUAGAAACCACAAGUAAUUUAAGGAAAAGCUUUUUUUUUAAAAAAAUUAAAAGUUAUUGCCACUCAUCAUUUUAAAACUGUGUAAGGAAAAGGGAAAAUUGCACUAUAAGCAUUAGGACAGAAACAGUGGUGCUUAAUUGAUGCUUAGAAAUUUGCAAUUUGCUUUUUGUUUUCAGUCAUGAAGUGACUAUGUAUUUAUGUUAAGAAAUAUUGGUUUUUUUAAAGACUGUACCUGCUUUUAUACCAAGUAGUAUCAUAAUGACUAUCAACAGGGCAAAAACAAGCCUUAAAAUUAUGAAAUGUAAAGAAAUGAUUGUUACAUACUAUUUUUAGUGUGACUGAUGGGUUGUCAUUGCUUUGCAAAAGGAGGACCAUGUCAAGUGCAUAUAUAAAUAUUGUACUCUUGUACCCAUGACAUUAUUUUUAUGAAACUCAAUAACUUUUGCAAGCACUUUGGAUAUUCUGCUUUCUUUUUUUUAAAAAAAAAAAUUUGACCAUCAAAAAAAGAUUACAAGAUGUGUUUCUCUGGUCUUCCUUUGUUUACCAUCAUCAUGCAUCAUUGCCUACGUGGUAUCCUAUGGCCAAAACACACUGUACACAUGGGUUUCAAUAAAGUUGGGUUUUUUUAAUUUAAAAAA